CAGGCGGCCGCGCAGGCGGCCGCUCAGGCCGCGAGUGGGGAGGGCGUCAUCAGGGAGGUGUGGAAGGAGAAUCUGGAGGCGGAGAUGGGCGUGCUGAGAGAUCUGGUCGAACAGUACCCGUAUGUUGCGAUGGACACGGAAUUCCCGGGGAUCGUUGCGCGGCCAAUAGGAAAGUUCCCAAGCAAGGCGGAUUACCAUUACCAGACGCUGCGAUGCAAUGUCGACAUGCUCAAGAUCAUACAACUCGGAAUCACGCUGGCAGACGAGAACGGCGACCUUGCCAAGGUGGAUGGAUCGGUUUCUACCUGGCAGUUCAACUUUCGCUUCAACCUCGACGAGGACAUGUACGCGCAGGACUCGAUCGAUCUGCUGACCAAAUCGGGGAUCGACUUCGGCAAGCACACCAGCCAUGGCAUCGAUGUCUUCAAGUUUGGCGAACUCCUCAUAACGUCGGGACUCGUCAUGCUCGACGAGGUCAAGUGGAUCUCGUUCCACUCGGGCUACGACUUUGGAUAUCUGGUCAAGAUCAUGAGCUGCACCCCGCUGCCGAAGGAGGAGGCCGACUUCCGGAUCAAGCUCAAGACGUUCUUCCCCAGUCUGUACGAUAUCAAGUACCUCAUGAAGAGCUGUCGGAACCUCAAAGGCGGCUUGCAGGAUAUUGCGGAGGAGAUGGGAAUACCGCGGAUAGGCCCGCAGCAUCAGGCCGGAAGCGACUCGUUGCUUACUGGCAUGAUCUUCUUCGCGAUGAGGCAACGCUACUUUGAAGGAAAGAUUGACGACGCGCUGUACCUCGGCCAAGUUUGGGGAUUGAACGGUAAUAGCCCAAUGCCGCUCGCGAAUGGUACCGCUGGCAGCAACGGAGCCAGUAGCAAUGCCGGCAGUGCCCCAAAUCCUCCAAAGACCCCCACCAUGAAUGGCAGUCAGCAGGGAACCCAGGGUACUCCAGAUAACAACAGCACACCUGGCCGGAAUGGAACACCUGGUACUCCCGGGUACACACCUGGUUUCGGCAAGGGAAUGUAGUUACGAGCAAAACCACAAGCCACAAAAAAACUCGGAAAAUGUCAUCAUCGGUGUUGAUGGAAAUAUUUCUACCCCUCUUUGUUUUCAUCUUUUCUGUCAUAGAAACUUGUUGUCUGUGGAUAAGAGCGUGCACUUUCUAAUUGCUGCUGCCGGUCGUCGUGGCUACUAUCUUUGCUUUUCGCUUCUUGGUAGUUUCGCAGACAGGCGGGGGAGAAGUGAACGGGAUAGUUGAGAUCUGUAGUAACGGGAUAUUGGGAGGUUUUUCAUUUUUUCUUCUCCGGUUCAUUUUCUUUCUUUUCAUGCAUGUCGUUGCGUGUUUUUCUUUUGUAUUUUGUUUUUGUUUUUGUUUUUGUUUUUGUUUUUGUUUUUGUUUUUGUUUUUGUUUUUGUUUUUGUUUUUG
This is a messenger RNA of Tricharina praecox, 1423 nucleotides long. Its product is annotated as ribonuclease H-like domain-containing protein. The coding region runs from base 85 to 1023 and encodes 312 amino acids. The record is from RefSeq and is a predicted model, not a curated record. Gene Ontology annotation, cellular component: CCR4-NOT core complex; P-body; CCR4-NOT complex. Lineage: Eukaryota; Fungi; Ascomycota; Pezizomycetes; Pezizales; Pyronemataceae. The transcript is spliced from 3 exons. Gene Ontology annotation, molecular function: poly(A)-specific ribonuclease activity; nucleic acid binding.